This is a messenger RNA of Cladophialophora psammophila CBS 110553, 1047 nucleotides long. RefSeq lists its product as uncharacterized. The transcript has a single exon. The coding region runs from base 1 to 1047 and encodes 348 amino acids. NCBI's taxonomy places the organism in Eukaryota, Fungi, Ascomycota, Eurotiomycetes, Chaetothyriales, Herpotrichiellaceae. Gene Ontology annotation, molecular function: oxidoreductase activity, acting on NAD(P)H. The record is from RefSeq and is a predicted model, not a curated record.
AUGUCCGCCAGCCACCAAGCCGCCGUCCUCCUCCAAAAGGGCGAGCGGCUCACUCUACAGACGCUCGAAACGCCCCAGCCCGGUCCCAAGGAACUGCUCGUUUCGGUCAACGCCAUCGCGUUGAACCCGGUCGACUACUAUAUGCGAGACAUGGGAGCCUUCGUCAAGGGCUACCCGGCAAUCAUUGGCUCUGACAUCGCCGGCACCGUUGAGGCUCUAGGGUCUUCGAUCCCGCCUUCCGCGGCGACACUGUUCAUGCCCGGCACCCGUGUGUUGGCCUUUGCCCCAGCCUUCUUUUACCAAGGGGAACCACCCUACGGCGGGUUCCAGAAGAAAGUCGUCGUCCCCGUCGAGAACGCCUGCGUGAUCCCGGACACGCUGAGCUUCGUCGGCGCCGCCACGCUGCCCAUGGGCGUUGUCACCGCCUGGAGCGGAUGGACCAGCAUCGGGCUGCGCUACGACACCCACUUCAGCGCCUCGGACAAGCAGGGCGUCCUGGUCUGGGGCGCGUCCAGCUCCGUGGGCGUGUGCGCCGUGCAGACGGCCAAAGCACUCGGCUUCACCGUCUACGCGACAUGCAGCCCCAAACACCACGGGUAUCUUCGCUCCCUCGGCGCUGAGCGAGUCUUCGACUACCAUGCGGCCACCGUGGUGCAGGACAUCCUGGCCGCGGCCAAGGAGGACGGCGUGGCGUUGAAGACGGCGUACCGCGCUAUCGGCGACAUCCAACCGUGCCUGGACGUCCUCGCAGCGUCCAGCACCGCGGAGGAAAAGGGUAAGCUCGCCAGCGCCAUCCCUGUCAACGAGGCCACGCCCACGCACCCCAAUGUCGAAACCAAGUUCGUCAUGGCCCCCGAAGGUUCCGGCGCCGGCGGCCGGCACUUUGAGUUCGUAAUGCAGGAGUGGCUGGCCCCGCGACUGGCGAGUGGCGCCUUCACUCCGGCGCCUGAAGCGAGGGUCAUGCCUGGCGGGCUUGCCGGGCUGAAUGAUGCGUUGGACGUGUUGAAGGAAGGGGUCAGUUGUCAGAAACUUGUUCUGGAGGUGUAA